CCAUUUUUCACAAAUGUAUAAUCCACUGCACGCAUAUAUAUAAAUAAUUGCCAAAAUCAAUCUUUCCGGAGCCUUCUAAGCUGUUAUCUCCCGAGGUUUCGUGGCGUUGUAAUCUCGCUGCCUUAGUUGAACAGCACUCCAAUUUGCAGCGUGUCGGAUAUUUAUUUAUUCGUGUGAAAAAGGAUUGGCUGGUUUUGAGGUGAAUUGAAAUUUGAAACCCUGAUUCUUGAAAUUUGUCGACAAGAUUGAAUUUGUGAGAGGAUACACUGAGAAAUGGCAGCUGGGGAAGGGAGAAAUUGUGAUUUCUACGGUGUGAUGGGGCUGAAGAAAGAAUGCACGCCAACUGAACUGAGAAAUGCCUACAAGAAACUUGCAUUGAAAUGGCAUCCGGAUCGUUGCAGUGCUUCUGCGAAUCACAAGUUUGUGGAAGAGGCUAAGAAAAAAUUUCAAGAUAUUCAGCAGGCAUAUUCAGUUCUUUCGGAUUCGAACAAAAGGUUUCUGUACGAUGUAGGCGUCUAUAACAGCGAUGACGAUGAUGACGAAGAUGGCAUGGGUGAUUUCUUGAGUGAAAUGGCAGCAAUGAUGAAUCAAAAUAAGUCAAAUGAAAGAAAUGAGAGUUUUGAAGAUCUGCAAGUUCUAUUUCAUGACAUAUUCCAGAGUGACGCGGAUAUCUUGGACUCUUCUUCUGGUGCAAACACGCGAGCCUCGUCCAGUGAGGCAUCAAGCAACACGAACAAGAGAAGCUGCUCCGAGAUGAGCUCUCGAAAGUUCACCACCGAAUCCACCCAGCUUGGGGGAUUCUGCGUAAGGGCGGAGCAUCAACAAAAUGCAGGUGGAGAAACGAUGGCGAGAGGUAGCAGCAGGCGGGAUGGGGGGAAGCAGAAGAUCUCGACUGGCCACGAUGUCUCGUCUAGAGGUAUAUCUGCGUAGAUAUGCUGCAACUCGAAGCUCUAACAUUUGGCUUAUCCUACAUAUGUAUACUCAACAAAAUCGAAAUUGGAAUUGAAGCUGGGAUUUGCUAUGAGUCUCUUGGCAUAUAUUGUUACUUGUAUUUGUGUAUGGAAACAUGUUUUCAUAUGUAAUGAUGUUAAAGCUUUCUUCA
This is a messenger RNA of Salvia splendens (bonfire salvia), 1102 nucleotides long. RefSeq names its product chaperone protein dnaJ 6. Lineage: Eukaryota; Viridiplantae; Streptophyta; Magnoliopsida; Lamiales; Lamiaceae. The record is from RefSeq and is a predicted model, not a curated record. The transcript is spliced from 6 exons. The coding region runs from base 274 to 930 and encodes 218 amino acids.